Pogona vitticeps (central bearded dragon) is the source of this 2303-nucleotide messenger RNA. Lineage: Eukaryota; Metazoa; Chordata; Lepidosauria; Squamata; Agamidae. The record is from RefSeq and is a predicted model, not a curated record.
AACAAUGUCAGUCUUUAGCUGGUGCAAGGGCUGGGUUGUUCAAAACUCAGUUUACUUUCUGGUAUUGGGGCUUUCCUCCUCCUUCCCCGUAAUUCAAAUAAACAUGCAGUUCUCUCUUUAAAAGAAGAAAUGAGCUGAGGGAGCCUGUGUAGUUUUUCCUGUUCCUGUUCUUGUGAAAGCAGCUGAACAGUUUCUCUGAGGCCUCACUUUGCCAGCAGAAGCUCCAGAAGAGGGAAGCAGUCCUGCAGGCAGCUCCCAUUCAUUGCAGGGAAUGCAGUUGUAAACAAAGCAGUAAGAGCUCCAGAAGAGACAUUGGCUUCUUAUAUCCACCAUGAUUCUGGGCACAGCCAUCUGGAUCUGUCUCUCCUUCUACCUGGGUUCCACUCAACAUCUGAGAGGGCACAGCUGGGAGUGGACAACUGCCAGACCCAUUGUCCAUCAGGAACCAUUUGUUGUGGUGUGGAACUUGCCCACAACUAGAUGUGAAGAACGUUUUGGGAUUACUCUACCUCUUGGUGUCUACGGCAUUGUGGAGAACAAAGGCAAUCUGUUUCAGGGCCAGAACAUGACCAUUUUUUACAAAAACCAGUUUGGACUCUAUCCUUACAUCACCCCAGAAGGAGAAUGGCACAAUGGGGGGAUACCCCAGAAUGUCCGUCUGAAUGAACACCUUCAAAGAGCUUCAAAAGAAAUUAGAGAACUCUUGAAUCAUAGCUUCCACGGUCUGGCAGUAGUUGACUGGGAGGAAUGGCGCCCUCUUUGGAGACGGAACUGGGGGACCAAGAAAAUUUACAGGGAAGCCUCUGAACAACGUGUAGUGGAAAGGUUUCCUGGUCUGUCUGGCAAUGAACAAUCCUAUUUUGCUGAGCUGGAGUUUGAAGAGGCAGCUCGAGCACUCAUGGAGGCCACACUAGCGAUGGGGAGAGAACUGAGGCCACAGGGCCUCUGGGGCUUCUACCGAUUUCCUGACUGCUUCAAUGACAACUGGGAGAAAGAGGAUAACUACACAGCACAUUGUAACCCCAAGGAGGUUCAGAAUAAUGAUCUCCUCAUGUGGCUGUGGGAGGUUUCCUCAGCCCUCUACCCCAGCAUAUAUCUCCCUUUGAAGCUUCCAGAAUCUCACCACCAGAGAUACGUUCACCACCGCCUCAGAGAGGCAUUACGUGUGGCACAGUUUGGCCCCAAGCAUCCUCUCCCUGUGAUAGCCUAUUCCAGAGUUUCCUACAGACACUCAUCAAAGUAUCUUACCGAGGCUGACCUGGCCUAUACCAUUGGUGAGAGUGCCGCACUUGGAACUGCAGGAGUUGCUCUUUGGGGUGACCUCUCUUAUUCUAAUUCACCUGAGAGCUGCAGGAGCCUUCGUGACUACAUCAUCACCACCUUGGGGCCAUAUGUUGUCAAUGUAACCACAGCUGCCCACCUGUGCAGCCGCCAACUGUGCCAUGGGAAUGGACGAUGUGUGAGAAAGCAACCUUAUAAGCUGGGAACCUUCCUCCACCUGGAUCCUCAGCUGUGGGAAGGGGAGAGAGAUUUUCAGCACCAGGAAGUGUCUGCCUGGGAGCAGUUCCACUGCCUGUGCUAUCCUGAAUGGACUGGCAGCUGGUGUGAGAGACCACAGUGGACAGGCCCUAUCAAGGGACCAGAGUGCAACCAAGCUAUGCAGUAUUAUGAGGUCUAUGAUGCAGCACGUGGCAACCACGUUAUCAUGAGGUCAAACAUUUGUCCUCCUUCCGUUUAUGAUAAAAAGACAGAACUCCGAUAACUGUACCUACAGGGCACAAGCACUUUAAUGUUAGGACUACCUUGAUAUUGUUCCAGAGAAUUUUAUUUUCCCCUCAGCCAGGUGAUCCUUCCAUUGGCUGAGUGGAGAAUGACAUGUUUCCUGAGAUGUAGGAAAACAGUAAACAUGGGCCACUACACACACUUUCUGUCUCCUGUCCUUUCUGCUCAUGGUUAAAAUAAUCACAGAUGUCAGUUAGUGGUUUUAAAGAUGAAAACAUCUCAGGAGAUGUGCAUGUCCAGGAAGAGGCCGUAGCUCAGUGCCAGCCACAUGCUUUGCAUGUUGGGUGGCUUCAGAUUCAAUCCAGUUUGGAAUAUCAGAUGGCCAAUGUGGAGAAAGACUGCUGAAACACUAGAGAGCCUUUCCCCAGACUAGGCAAUUUAUGGCCUUGAUCAACUACUGUAAUCAACUGCUCGGUUAUAAGAUACCUUUCCUAUUUUUUAUUCAGAAUUAUGUGGAGCUGAGGAUUUACACGGGUGUUUCGAAACUAUGCAAUAAAACACAUCUAUUAAACUUAAAAGGA